UCAAUUGAUAAACACAAUACACUUCAACAACUCUACAAAUAUUUCUUUUUUAUUCAUUUCCAUUAAGCCUCCAACUCAGACCCUUUCCACUUUUUUUUCUGAGUAACUCUUUCAUUUCAAAACAUUCUCUCUUAAUUCAACUAAAACUUUCAUUCAUCAACCUAGUCGUUGCUCAUUCAAUUUCCGCGUACCCUAAAAAGACAGCCCAAAAAGUGUCAAAUUCAGAAUCAGGAAUUGUAAAAAUAUGAUUUUUACUUCAUCGGUUUGUUCUUCUGCUGAUUCGUAUUAGUCCUUUGCAAGAUGAUUUCAUUGUUUGAUUAUCAAGAGAAAUCGAAGAAUGGUUCGUCAAUCUAAUUUGGUUAUCAUUGGUGUCUCUGUUGGUUUGGCCCUUGGAGUUCUGAUUUCUUGCCUCAUAUUUUUCGGCAUAAGGUGGUGCAAGAAGCGUUCUCAUAUUACACGAUCUGCGAAUGAGCCUAGUUUAACAACUCUCCCGAUACGAACAAAUGGAGUUGAAGCAAGUACCGACUUUAGUGCAUCGAUCACUAGUUCCGUAACCACAUCAAGGUCAGAAAAUCUACCGAGAAAUUCCAAUUUCUCUUGGUGGAAUCAUCAAAACAAAGACCGGUUUGCUUCAGCAUCAGGCAUUCUAAAAUAUUCGUACAAAGAACUUCAAAAAGCCACACAAAAUUUCACAACUACCUUGGGAGAAGGAUCAUUUGGCACGGUUUAUAAAGCGACAAUGCCUACAGGAGAGGUGAUAGCUGUGAAAGUGCUAGCACACAAUUCCAAACAAGGGGAGAGAGAAUUCCAAACAGAGGUGUCUCUGCUAGGAAGACUACAUCACAGGAAUCUUGUGAAUCUGCUUGGAUAUUGUGUAGAUAAAGGACAGCACAUACUGGUUUAUCAGUUCAUGAGCAAUGGAAGUUUAGCAAGUAUUUUAUAUGGUGAAGAACAGAAGUUAAGUUGGGAUGAAAGGAUGCAAGUUGCUCUUGAUAUUUCACAUGGAAUAGAGUAUCUUCAUGAAGGAGCAGUCCCACCCGUCAUACAUCGUGAUUUGAAGUCUCCCAACAUAUUGCUAGAUGACACGAUGAGAGCUAAGGUUGCUGAUUUUGGUCUCUCAAAGGAAGAGAUCUUCGACGGCCGAAAUUCAGGUCUUAAAGGUACAUAUGGCUACAUGGACCCGGCAUACAUUUCCACAAACAAGUUAACAACCAAGAGUGACAUAUACAGUUUUGGUAUCAUACUUUUUGAGCUCAUCACAGCCAUCCAUCCGCAUCAAAAUUUGUUGGAAUAUGUUAACCUUGCUGCAAUGGAACAUGAUGGUAUAGAUGAGAUACUUGACAAGCAACUUGUUGGAAAAUGCAAUGUUGUAGAAGUGAGGCAACUUGCUAAAAUUGCACACAAAUGCUUACAAAAAUCACCAAAGAAAAGACCCUCCAUAAGUGAAGUUUCACAAAGCAUAUCAAGAAUAAAGCAAAGGAGAUUGCGCCAUGUUAUGGAAGAUAACUUGUCAUUUGCACAUAGUAAUAACUUUUCAAGAACUUCGAGUCGAUUAGACGAUCGACAAGUUGAAUUAAGUAGGAUAGUUACCAUGACCAUCAAAGAAACUGUAUGAACUGAAUUACUCCAAUAUAAGGUGAAGUUGAAAAGUCAA
This is a messenger RNA of Lathyrus oleraceus (garden pea), 1654 nucleotides long. Its product is annotated as calcium/calmodulin-regulated receptor-like kinase 2. Gene Ontology annotation, molecular function: ATP binding; protein kinase activity. Gene Ontology annotation, biological process: protein phosphorylation. The record is from RefSeq and is a predicted model, not a curated record. The transcript is spliced from 8 exons. Bases 338 to 1615 code for a protein of 425 amino acids. Lineage: Eukaryota; Viridiplantae; Streptophyta; Magnoliopsida; Fabales; Fabaceae.